This is a messenger RNA of Synchytrium microbalum, 1215 nucleotides long. RefSeq lists its product as uncharacterized. Bases 1 to 1215 code for a protein of 404 amino acids. The record is from RefSeq and is a predicted model, not a curated record. The transcript is spliced from 7 exons. NCBI's taxonomy places the organism in Eukaryota, Fungi, Chytridiomycota, Chytridiomycetes, Synchytriales, Synchytriaceae.
AUGUUGACAGUUCUGCUGUGGGCAGCUGGAAUCUUUGCUGCUGGAAGUGCUCGCUCCUCCAAAUAUGGCACUUCGAUCCAUACUGGCAAGACGCUCCAGGAACUCGUAGAUAAUGGCUUACGGAUUGCCAUGAUAGUUGGUUCUUCUGGCAAAAAAUACUCGCCGGCCUAUGAAGUCUCUGCUAUCGCAAUGUCAACCACCUUCUUCCCAGUUACUGAGGCUGAAGGAAUUAUUUCUACAUUUGGUAAUGAUGGUUUUGGACGAGCUACAGAUGACUUGUAUGUGGCUUUCGUUGGAGACCCACACUUGAGACUCUUCCAACUUGCCAAAUGUGUUGGUGGUGAAUCUGAACGAAUCUUGAAAAUUGGGUCGACUGUUGAAUAUCAACCAUCGUCUGGAGCACCAUUUCACAUUGGGAGUUCUUUGACAAAGAGCUGGCAGAAGUUUAACUUUGUACAAAAUACUGCUCUGGACAAUAGUUGGAAAUAUGAAUUGGCUCAAGCAUACCGAGGCAAUGACUGGAUUACUAUUUAUAAACCAAAGUAUUCAACAAUCAACAUUGCUACUUCUGCUCCCUCUGCUCCUGUAACAGGAGGUUUCUUUGGCACACUAUUUGGUGGUUAUUCUCAACCGUCUGCUCCUCCAGCUACUGAUUAUGGCUUCUAUGAACCAUCAGCUCCUACCGCUUCAUAUGAACCAUCUGCCACUCUGAAGAAGCUUUACGAUGAUGGGCUCUAUGGAUCUCUAGUAUUCGCACCGACAGAUGAAGCAGCUGCUUGGAUGCCAGGAGAACCAUUUACCUUAACUGCAUUUGCAGUUCCCAAAGACUAUUAUACUGUCAAGCGGGUCCUUGACAAGAUUGACGGUAUCUCCGGUCUUGUCCCUGGCAUUCGCUUUAUUACCAUCAAGGGUGAUACACAGGGAAGACUGUUUGAGCUCAAGAAAUAUGGUGGUGACUGGGUUAUUGACCGUGUAGAAGACAAGGGGAUGGAAGGGGCACCAUUCGAGCUAGAAGGUCGUCUUAAACAGGGUGAUUUGAAGCACGCUUACUUUGCGUAUAAUGAGUUCAAGUUUGUGCCUUGGUAUACUGCCGAAAAAGGAUAUGUCAAAACAGCAGUCUUUGGAACCAAAACGGUUCCUGUAUCAUUUGUGCAAGGAAUUUAUUAUGAUUCGGUAAUAGAUCUCUUUUCUAUGCCCGUUGGAUCGUGGUCAUAG